AUGACUUCGUGUUUGAUUAGAACGGUGAAAUGCAUUUGUAAUGAUAUAAAGUUCGCGGCAGCAAGAGUGUCGUGUCUCACAAAGAAUUAUAUUAAUCGUCCUGUUUGUCGAAUUUCUUCAGUUACACCCAAGGAAAACCUAAAGAUGGCUGAUAGAAUAUUACCUCAAAUAUUUAAGUACGUUGAUGAUAAUACGGAUUCUUAUAAGCAACUUUUAAAGGAAGCGGUUGCAAUUCCAUCGGUAUCUUCUGAUGUUAAGUACCGUAAGGACUGCGUCCGUAUGGUGGAGUGGAUGCAAGAGAAAUUGAAAGAGGUUGGCGCCACCACUGAGCUUAGAGAUGUUGGCUACCAGACCAUUGCUGGGGAACAAGUUAAACUGCCGCCCGUUUUGGUAGGCGUAUUAGGAAAUGAUUCCAAAAAAAAUACAAUUUGCAUAUAUGGCCACUUGGACGUCCAGCCAGCAUUGAAAUCUGACGGUUGGGAGACUGAGCCCUUUGAGCUGGUGGAGCGAGAUGGCAAGUUAUUUGGACGUGGUUCCACUGAUGAUAAGGGACCAGUACUUGGUUGGGUUCAUGCCAUCAAUGCAUACAAAGGUGUUGGUGAAGAGCUACCAGUGAAUCUGAAGUUCGUUUUUGAAUGCAUGGAAGAGUCUGGUUCAGAGGGCCUUGAUGCUCUACUUAUGGAAAAAUUAAAACCAGAGGGUUUCUUCAAGGAUGUAGACUAUGUGUGCAUAUCAGACAACUACUGGCUUGGCACCACUAAGCCCUGCAUCACAUAUGGUCUACGCGGUGUCAGUUACUAUUUCCUAGAAAUUGAGUGUGCUAAAAUGGACUUACACAGCGGAGUCUAUGGUGGUACUGUACAUGAAGCUAUGACUGAUCUAAUUUAUUUGAUGAACGAACUUGUGGACAAGGAUGGGAAAAUUCACAUCACCGGUAUCUACGACUCAGUGGCGCCUUUGACUGAGAAUGAGAAGAAAUUGUACACCACUAUCGAUUUUGAUACCGAAGCCUACAGGAACUCCAUUGGUGCACCUAAGCUGGCACACAAUGGCGACAAGGAACAAAUCCUAAUGCACCGCUGGAGAUACCCAAGCUUGUCACUGCAUGGAAUUGAAGGUGCUGCAUUCCAACCUGGAGCAAAAACAGUGAUUCCAGGCAAAGUCAUUGGCAAGUUCUCCAUAAGAAUUGUACCUAACCAAGAACCUGAGGAAGUUGAGAAGCUGGUCUUCGAUUACGUCAACAAGAAGUGGGCAGAGCGCGGCUCCCCCAACAAGAUGACGAUCACAGCACAGAGCGGGCGCGCCUGGACCGAGAACCCCGACCACCCGCACUACCAAGCCGCCGCUCGAGCCACUAGACUCAUUUAUCUGACGGAACCCGACAUGUCCCGCGAAGGUGGGUCCAUCCCAGUGACGAUCACGCUGCAGGAGGCCAGCGGCCGCAACGUGUUGCUGCUGCCGAUGGGCGCCGGCGACGACAUGGCGCACUCGCAGAACGAGAAGAUCAAUGUCCGCAACUACAUCGAGGGAAUAAAAUUGUUCGCCGCCUACUUGCACGAGGUUAGCAAACUGCCUAAGUAA
Molecule: messenger RNA, 1581 nt
Organism: Spodoptera littoralis (African cotton leafworm)
Lineage: Eukaryota; Metazoa; Arthropoda; Insecta; Lepidoptera; Noctuidae
Source: the annotation of a GenBank genome assembly